Messenger RNA from Rhipicephalus sanguineus (brown dog tick), 474 nucleotides. RefSeq lists its product as uncharacterized. NCBI's taxonomy places the organism in Eukaryota, Metazoa, Arthropoda, Arachnida, Ixodida, Ixodidae. The record is from RefSeq and is a predicted model, not a curated record. The transcript is spliced from 4 exons. The coding region runs from base 7 to 348 and encodes 113 amino acids.
UACGCAAUGAUGUUUUUGUUCCUUCAGGCCAUCCUCGAUAUACCCGCCACCGUAAUAAAAGGGCGCUGGCGCAGCACAGACCAAGGUAAAGCUCACUGCGCCUUCCUGGAUCACCACUCACUUGCAAGAACCAAGAAAGCCACGAUGAAGAAACUGGUGCUCAUAUUGGUCGUCGUUCUUCUCUGCGAAGUGGCGCUCAUGGAGGCGGCACGAAGUGCUUCCGGAAGAGGCGGCAGUAGAAGGCCACCAGUGAAGUGUAAUGGCAAGAUCUGUGCGCCGGAUGAGUUCUGCGAGGAUUGGGAAAUACAGCCCCCUGCCUGUCUCAAGAAAAAUCAGUAUCGCCGAUGAAAAAAGGCUUCUGCAUAUUAAGAAAAAUCAAGGCUGAAAGAACCUGCAGCAAGGGAAACGAAUUGGGAGAGCAUGAGCAACAUCAACUUGUUGACGAUUGAAUAAAGUUUCAUGUUAUCCCGCACA